UUCUCAUUAUUCGUGUUGUUUCUGCAGAGUCCUCAUAGCUAUGUCAUGCCUUCUUCCAACCACAACUCUACCAGAAUCCUGCUACCUUACUCCAGCGAGCAACUUUUGAGGUGGGCCAAGGAAACGUACGGCGGGAUCUCUUCCUUUGCGGAGUUAGAAGACCCUCAACGGAUUCUGUUCCAAGUAGGGAGAGGGCCCAGCGCAAAUGAAGACUGCAUCUUGGCACAGAACUUCAAUGCCGAGCCUUAUCUAGAGGUAGAACUCCUUUCCCACAAGGUGGAGACAUGCCCGGAUUCCCACAAAGCAUCUGGAAACGUGGCUCACAUCCUGUGGCUGCAACAGAGUUCAUCAGGCAAGAGGAUGCAGACGGUGGAGGUGAACGUAAAAACGGUUUGCAAGGAUGGACGUCCGGAGCAUAAAGCGGAGGUGCCUUUGGCUCUGUGGCUGAAGAGCCACCAAAACACGCUGUGGAAAAUGGGCCACGGGUUUUCCUUUGUGCAACUCUUGGUAUCUGGUAAAUAUUCCUUUGCUGCCUUCUCCGGGAUGCACAACGGUACGACCCUUCCAGACAACAAGGAGGGCCUGAUUCAAAAGGCCCGCAACAAUUCCUUCGUGGCUUCCUACACCGAAAUCCCUUCGGCCAAAACCAUCAGCCUGGAAUACAAGAGGAUUUGCGGCUCAACCGUCGUCACCACCACCCCACCACCCCAGGCGGCAGAAAACCUGACCGUGAAAGUCCACCAACUCAUUAACCUUUGCAAGCCGUGGAAGUGUUUGGAUAGCAGCAUCGAAAUUGCUCUUCUCAAGAUCUAUCUGGCGGCUUUACCGACAAGGGUCGAUGCCAUCACCUUGAAAGAUCCCAGCUGCAGGGCCAGGGACAACACAACUCACUUUGUCCUCAACAGCAUCCUCGAUAAAUGUUCCACCCAACUCGAAGGGGGAGUCCAUGUGAAAAACCAGCUCAUCCUAACACUGCCUGUGUUUCCGGGGAAAGUCACGGUACCCUUUGAAUGUGAUCUACCAGAGAAAGUGUCUCUCCAGCUCUACACCUCGGAAGAUUUUGCCUCGCCGAGCAAUCCGGUGAUACAAGCUCACCAAGUUACCUAUGUGGAGGUCUCGCUCCGAACGGCCAUGAAGCAGUUUUCUCUAGAAAUGGGGGACUGUUUCUUAAAACCCCAAGACAACACGCCUCAGCUGCUCUUCCACCAAGGGGUUUCUCUGAGCUACUCGGUGGCGACCCUGAAAUCCCCCAGCCCGAAGACCCAACGCUUCAGCUUCACCUACAAGCCAGAAGAAGAGCUGUGGUCCAUUGAUUCGGCCACCCUAGUUUGCGUGGUCCACCUGAACACCUCGAACGGCAAACUCCGAAGCUACGAAGGCUCUUUAGAAGUGAUGCUGAAAAAUUAUAACCCCGGAUCCCACAAUGAAGGAUUGAGGAUUAGCACUGUGCUGGGAAUUGCCUUUGGAGCAUUUUUGAUUGGAGUCCUGCUCACCGGAGCAUUGUGGUACAUCUAUUCUCACACUCGUCCCAUCACCAAAACCCAACCAGCCUCGGCGAACCCGCCUGCAUCGGAGAGCAGCAGCACCAACCACAGUUUGGGCAGCACUCAAAGCACCCCUUGUUCCACCAGCAGCAUGGCAUAGCCCCCUAAAAAAACAGGGGAGCCACAAGGACUUCCUACAGAGGGAAAGCAUCUGGACUGCAGAGCGGUUGGGUUCCAAGGCUAGUGAAGAACGUUCACCUCCAAGCCAGCGGGGACUUCUUCUUCUUCUUCCGACAUCGAAACGUUGGGCGUUUCCAGCCAGCAACUUCUUGGAAACUAUCGGGAUGGGUUGAGGGGCACGGGGGUCCCAGCCCCUUAAUCUGAGACUAGCCAUUGGAUCCCCCAUAAAUGUGACCAUUGUUCCCAAGGUCUUCAAGGUUGGGCUGUUGGAUUAGACUCUUCUUGUGUUAGGCAUCAGGUUGUAAGCGGGAGACUCUAUGGACUUUUGCUAAUUCCUUAACCACAGCAGCAGCUAAUCUCACUUCCAAAAGAAACCAGGGUGAACUAGGUUUAUGGAAGGUUUGCUUUGUCUCUUGGCUAAAACCCCGGAGACAAAAGUAUUGUCUGAAUCGGGAACCCCCGUAAGAUUGAGAAGUUACCUUCUCGUGUGUCUUGUCCUCCAGCUAUGAUAGAUCCAACUUUGCUGGUGGGGUGACGGCCAGGGCUCCUGGGCCAUCAGCUACAGAGGUUCUUCCACGGGUCAUCAAACCCAGGUAACGCCAGGAAAUACGUUCCCUUUUCUGUUGGAGUUGGCCUUCCAGUGGCAUGGUCCCGAUUGCCCCCGGACUCCGAGUCCCAUCAACUUUCAAGAGUGAACAUGCUGGGGAUCAUGGGAUGAGUGCCCACCUGAAAAAUAUCCACUUCUUCUUAGGAGAACAUCAAAGUCCCCCCUACCUUAAAAAUUGGCAUCAUAGCAACCUUUCAAGAUAGAAGAAGCAAGAGUCGAGCAGGGGGUUAGACUAGAAGGCCUCCGAGGUCCCUUCCAACUCCGUUAUAAGUCAGAGUUAAUGCAGGAGGGGGUCUCCCACAUUUCCUGUGUGUUUUGCAGCCCCCUCAAGAUAAUGGCAAAUCAUAUCCCUGCAUUUUGGGCCCUUCCACACCCUGCUUGGUUGGGUUCACGCACCAAUGGGCCACCCGAGAAUUAAUCCGAAUUAUACUCACUUCAGCCCGUUUGUAGGGAAAGAGCAAAUAGGUUUUAGCAUUCCUCCUCGUUGGAAAAGGACUUGAGGGCCACCUCUCUUCUGAAAGACAUAUAAUUGUACGUAUAUAAAUAACUUUACAUAGAAUAUAUUUUGUAAACCGUAUACAGGGAAAUAAUACUGUGCCUACUCACCAUUAUCAGUUCUGGUUGUUGUUAUUUUUAAAAUUCCUCGGAGGGGCUAACAGAGGAUCUCAGAAGCCAUAAACUGAGGGCGGGGAGAGCCCACAGGGGAAAUUGAGUCACAUCUAGCAACAUCCCACCAGAUGCGUUUCCGAUCAAGAGCCCAGCAAUGGCUCCAGCUGCAAAUACAGAUGCUGGAAGGCUCGGAAAUUGCCUGGGUUUGAUUGACAGAUGCAAAAAAAUAUAUAUUUUGUGUAUAGCAGCCUUUUGUCACCCCCCUGGAGGCGUUUCUCUUCAGGCUUUCUCCCUGCCAAAGCGCCCCCUGUUGGAUGGUUUUUAAAAUGCACAUCCCAGUUCCCGUUAUAAAGCAUGAAAUAUACAGCAACAGAUAAGCAAAGAAUUCCAAUUCGUCGUGUUUAAUUUAUUCAUUUGGAGCAUUUAUUUGCUUGGGAUCCGAGUCUCUGUUUAUUUUCUCCCUUCUACCCACUAUUCCAAAACUUAACGCUCAUAUUUUAUUUUAUUUUUUACAAAGAACGUUCAAAAGAGAACAAAUUAAGACUUUUAAAAAGAGCUGUAAACAAUGUAAAAUAAAACCACAUUUUCUUUGAUAAAUUACUUUUAUAAAUUCA
Molecule: messenger RNA, 3494 nt
Organism: Pseudonaja textilis
Lineage: Eukaryota; Metazoa; Chordata; Lepidosauria; Squamata; Elapidae
Source: RefSeq, a predicted model, not a curated record